GUUUGCCGGCAUAUAUUCUUGCGCCUUCGGUUUGGGAAGGUGAACUGAUCGCCAGGACCGUAUGUCAGUGCAUUAACUCAAAGUUCUGCAUUUCCCAAGUCCUCACCGCACACAAUUUCCAUCUUUAAUGGACUAUCACUGCCGACGACACCAUAUGGGACAAUGUUAAUGCAUCAUUUGCUUAACCGUCCACAAAUGCCUUGAUCUCGCAGGGACUUCGCCACACUGCUGCAACUCGCGCAACAUCGACACACCACUGGACUUUUUUUAUUUAUUUAUUCGUGAAUAUGGCAAAGCGAUCGCAGUGAACUGUAGCGAAAGGUUUGCAACACAUUGUUGCAAAUAUUUUGAUGAAGAACAUGAUGCUCUCCCUCUCGCGUGCCCCGUAACUGCUUCCUUUCAUUCAGUCCAGUUUGGCGCUGAGCACCGUCUUCUCUCCUGGAGAUUUUCCUUCCAGUUUCCUCUCAAUUAUGUUCACUUUCGCUGCCUUUUGCUAUAUGCUUUCCCUUGUCCUCUGUGCUUCUCUCAUCUUCUUCGCGAUCUGGCAUAUAACAGCCUUUGAUGAGCUUCAGGCAGACUUCAAGGUGCCGAUCGAUCAGGGCAAUCCACUUCACGCGCGUGAAAGGCUGCGGAAUAUUGAGAGGAUCUGCUGCCUGCUGCGAAAGUUGGUGCUUCCAGAGUAUUCUAUCCAUGGACUCUUCUGUAUCAUGUUCCUGUGUGCUCAGGAGUGGCUUACUGUAGGCCUGAAUAUCCCUCUACUCUUCUACAACACAUGGAGCAGGUACUUUCACAGCCCCACAGAUACUAAGGAGCUUCUCUAUGAUCCAGCGUCCGUCAUGAACGGAGACACGCUCAAAUUCUGCCAAAAAGAAGCCUGGUGCAAGAUGUCCUUCUUCGUCCUCUCGUUCUUCUACUAUCUCUAUUGUAUGAUCUACUCCUUGGUGACCUCAUAACAGAGUUCUCAACACUGAAGUCAAGUCCAGUUUUCAGAAAGCUCUAAACUACAUUUGAAUGAAAGAAGAGCACCGCUAGACACAAGUUCAACACACUGCAAUGUCUGAACCUACAGAGAAGACUUGACCCCAUCUUCCCAGAGUAUCAGAAGAACCCUGUGUUGUUUACAGAUCUGACUCAACGCCCAAGAUGUCUCAUGGACCUGGUGUGACGCGCUAUUCACAAGCUCACAGUAACGUUUGCAAAGAUUGUCUCAGGCAUAGCACAACAUGUCCUUUACCACUUUGAGAAGCAAAACCUGCCAACCUUUACUCACUAUAUGUAGCUUAAAAUUCAUGUCGGAUUAAAACAAAUGAAAGGAAACGAUGGCUAACUUGAUCAGCGAAUGUUUCAUUUUUACCAGUCACACACUAGGCCACUGAGUUUGAUUACAUGUGUGAGAAGCUUUUGUGAAAUAUUUUAUGUGUAUUGGUGCACUCCUAACAUAAGCAUUUUUAAUAUGAAAUAUGUAUCCGUUGCAUUACUCGUGUACAUAGAGAACUUUGUGUAAUGCUUUUAUGUGUUGGUGUCAGUUGGUUGAGAUGUUUUUGGACUUUAUAUUUACAAAUGCUAAUAUUGAGGCUUUAUUAUAGAAAACAAAAGCCACUUUUCCACAAUUUUGCACAAAGUUGUUAUGAGUUUGCACAAUAGAUACAGUUAUUGGUUGUGGUGGAAAAACAAGUCAUAUUUAUAUACCCAGUACAAGUCUUCCAAUAUAUUACAGUGUAUCAAACUAUCAUAGAUUUUCAUUCUAGGGAAGAAAUUAAAACCACAGCUCAUGAUCUACAAAUUUCACUUUCUCAUUUUGUAUUAUCAUUAUUAUAUUAACUGUAUUAGUCUUAUACAACAUGGUCAGCAAUACUGAUUCUAUCUAUCUAUCUCUCUAUCUAUCUAUCUAUCUGUCUUUCUAUCUCUCUAUCUGUGAACCCCUUCUUACACACACACACACAUUUCUGACUUCUUCUUUCUACAGAUUUUAAACUAACAAUAUUGUUGGAUCAGUCAGGCUAACUGUCCAGAGUAACCACAUGAUGCAUAUGAGCAUAAACCCCUCAAGACUACGUGAUGCUUCGGUUUGGGCACCAUAUAUAAUGCAGAGUACUGAAAAUAGCAGUAGACAUACUACAUCAUUUUCAUUGCCGUGUAGGGGAUAAUAAUACCAAUCCCCAGCAGAACUAUACUCUGCUGCUGUCAUGUAGCCUGCUUUUGUAUGCCUUAUGUAGUUACACAUAUGAUGACCAAACAUUUUCUAUAUCCUUACUGUGGACGUGUUCACUCAUCCAAAUAUCAUUUAAGAAAUUUGUAUAUGAAAUAAAACAGACUAUUUUA
Molecule: messenger RNA, 2322 nt
Organism: Ctenopharyngodon idella (grass carp)
Lineage: Eukaryota; Metazoa; Chordata; Actinopteri; Cypriniformes; Xenocyprididae
Gene: cnih3
Product: cornichon family AMPA receptor auxiliary protein 3
Exons: 6
Coding region: 471-953 (160 amino acids)
Biological process (GO): vesicle-mediated transport; regulation of AMPA receptor activity
Cellular component (GO): synapse; dendrite
Source: RefSeq, a predicted model, not a curated record